AAAUCUAAAACUAUUCGUAGAGAUGUCGAAAUAGAGCGAAUCUACCCUCUAACAUAGAUAAUAAUUAGAGUUUCGAAAAAGGCAAUCCAAAUAUUUUUUGGAAAUAUUUAAGGUUUGGUCAUAUCUCAGAUUCAAGAAUGAGGAUCGUAGAGGUCGAAGGGGAAGCAUUGGCAAAACCAGAUCCUCGAUAAACCCACUUCCGUUUUAAACCCAGGAAGUGCGCAAAGAGAAAAUCACUUCGAUCGUAGAGAUCGAAGUGAGUUUUUAUAAUUAUUUCAGCUUUUCUUACUCAAGAGCACUCGCUACUGCUUUUACGAGUUGUGGUUGUCGCUAAUUUUCACAUUUUUACAACCUUUCUUUCUUUUUCUUGACUAUUUUCUAUAUCCAUAAAAAGCUAAAAAGAGAAGACUUUUACAACUGGAGAUGGGAAAGGAAUGGUAUUGGGGUGGUGGAAAGUCGUCUAAGAGAGGAAGAGGAAGACUAGAUAAAGAAAGUGCAACAACUUCUGGUUGCAUGUGUUCUGUAUUUCAGUUAUUUGAUUUCCAUCAGUUCCAGUUUCCUUCACACAACCACCAGCCUUCAUUAAAGCCCGAUCAACCUUUCCUUUCUCAGACUGAGCCUGAGGCUGAGUUCAUCUCCGAAGGUGCCGAAGCAUCAAGGAAUGGCUUGGAACUAGACGAGCCUUCAUCAGCAACGACUGUAGAAGCAGAUGAAAGUUUAAGCAUCCCAAUGGGUAUUCAAAUUAAAACAAAUGGACAUGCAAGUUCAAGACUACGAGGAGCUACAAAUGAUUCUUCCUCAGAAAUCGCCUCUUCCCCAAGUAUGAGGAGCCCAAAUUUGGUUGCUAGACUCAUGGGUCUUGAUCUUGUUCCUGAUCAAAGCUAUUCUCCAACCUUUUCUUCAUCAACUCGUGGGACUCCAAAUCCUCUAGGGAAGUCUCAAUUACACCACCACUUUCGACAUCGGCAGUUUCUACAAAGCAAACAAAGUAGCCACAGAAGUAGUCUGGACUGUGAUUUUUCAGGAGCGCUUUCUUUGCCGGAGACUCCGAGAAUAUCAUCAGCUAGAAGAUCAGAUGUGGAACCCCGCUUGUCUUUUCAAAUCAACAAAGAAAACCUGAGCCCUAAUGAAGAGCAGGUUCUCUCUCGUAUCUCAUCGUUGAAACGUAAAGAACUCAAAACUGAAGACGAGAAUAGAAGUCCAGGCCACUAUGCCAGGCAGAUUGUGAAGCAGGCCAAAGAAAGCGUUAGCAGGAAAGUUGGGUUGGACAUUACAAACACUGUCAAAAGCAGAGAGCCAGUAAGCAGAGAUGAGCUUGUUAGCCAACUGAAGUCCAAGAAAAUGAGCAAGGUUCUCACCAAAGUCACUGCUGAUUCAAGUCCAGGCAAGCACUCAACAGCUCCUUUCUCACUCAAAUCCUUGGAACCCAGGAACAGGCCAAUCUUUAGAGCAUCAUCCACCAAGGACCAUAGUAUUUCUCAGUCUCUAAAACCAUCAACUUCAGCACAUUCAAGGGUCAAUGUCAGGCUACAAAAGACCAAAGCUCCAACAAAGUCUAAGUUGCUAGCGUUGCAAGAGCAAGAGUACGACCACCAGCAUCAACAGAGACCCAUUAAGAAGUGCAAGAAAGUUGCUGAAGAGAGGUUUAGUCCACCUCUUAGACUCGCGAAACCUCCGCAAAGUUCGGAUAUUAUCCGAAAAAAGCGGGAAGAACCACUUGUACGUCCAAUAAUGGCAACCGGAGCAAACAUUCCUGAAAAGAAAUGCGAGAAAUCCCCAUUAUCAAAUGACCUGCUCAACAUUACUGUCCCUACCCUCCUCCUUCCAGUCAAGAAAGAUCAUCCUCCUCAAGCAGUGGAGAUUCCUCAAAAACCGGCACCAAAUGCUCAAGAAGCGAAACGUAGGUCACAGUUAUCUAGUUGUUCGAGCCAUUCGUACAAACAACAAGAGGCUCUCAAUGCCCGAGGCAGCAACAACGAGGAUAGGUCUAACGGAGCAGCUGCCACCACCACCGAAGAUGAAGCAGCAGCAGCAGAAUUACGGGAGUACGUAACUAGAAUACUGAGACACGUUGGCAUAGAAAAGGAUACUUCAGUGUCGUUUUCUAGGUGGUUCUCUCCGUCCCGUCCUUUAGACCCUUCAAUUUUUUACUAUCUAGAAAAUUUCAGCACUAUUUCCCAUGCCUCCAGCAACAGUGAAAAGUACGCAUAUGGUCAACUCAAGCAUAGGUGUAACAGAAAGUUGCUGUUUCACCUUGUGGAUGAAAUGUUGGUGGAGAUUUUAAAGCCUUGCAUGAACAUGAAAUCAUGGGCUGCCUCAUCAUCAGGCAGUGGAUAUAGUAAUAAUAUUGCUGGUAAAAAAGACGUGCGUGGCUCACAUUUAAUUGAUUUGUUAUGUUCUAAAGUUAGAAGCUUCCCCUGUACUGAUUGUCGCGUUCUUGAAGAUAUUGAUGCUUUGGUAGAAAAAGACAUGCCACUACUGAAGCUCCAGAACGAUGUGGCUUUCGUCGAAGUAGAAGGGAUUGUAACGGAAUUAGAGAAGGAUUUAUUGGACUCGAUAAUACAUGAAACAGCUACGAUUUUUUAUGGUGAUGGGGUUAGUAGCAUUGAAACGGCAUGGCCUUUUCUGAUUGAUGAUGGGAAAGCAAAGAGGGGUUGAGGUCUGCACGUGGAGAUAUUUGAUAUCACCUGGCAAGUGAUGUGAGGUUUACUUACGGUUGUUAAUUACAUUGAUGAUGAGAUGUGAAGGCGAAUAGAUUUCGUCCUUUCUUGCUAAACACUUCAACUUUUAGUUCUGCUGUUUCCUUU
Molecule: messenger RNA, 2807 nt
Organism: Manihot esculenta (cassava)
Lineage: Eukaryota; Viridiplantae; Streptophyta; Magnoliopsida; Malpighiales; Euphorbiaceae
Exons: 4
Coding region: 424-2658 (744 amino acids)
Source: RefSeq, a predicted model, not a curated record